AUGCGGAGAGGCGGAGAGACGGAGAGCGGAGCGCGGAGAGGCGGAGAGACGGAGACACAGAGGCGCGGAGAGGCGGAGAGGCGGACAGGCGGACAGGCGGAGAAAGAGAGAGACGGAGAGGCGGAGAAAGAGAGAGAUGGAGAGGGAGAGAGGCGGAGAGACGGUUCGCUCAGUCACACCGAAGAUAGAGAGAGCCAGAGAGACGGAGAUGAAACCGGCGAGAAGCAGAGAGCCGGAGAAAGAGAGGCGGAGAAGCUCGGAGAAGGCGACGGAACCGGAGAUAGAGAGAGCCAGAGAGGUGGAGAGAAGCACCGGAGAUAG
Molecule: messenger RNA, 321 nt
Organism: Raphanus sativus (radish)
Lineage: Eukaryota; Viridiplantae; Streptophyta; Magnoliopsida; Brassicales; Brassicaceae
Exons: 1
Coding region: 1-321 (106 amino acids)
Source: RefSeq, a predicted model, not a curated record